This is a messenger RNA of Miniopterus natalensis, 1758 nucleotides long. It is a transcript of the gene COX7A2, whose product is annotated as cytochrome c oxidase subunit 7A2. Gene Ontology annotation, biological process: mitochondrial electron transport, cytochrome c to oxygen; regulation of oxidative phosphorylation; mitochondrial respirasome assembly. Gene Ontology annotation, cellular component: respiratory chain complex IV. NCBI's taxonomy places the organism in Eukaryota, Metazoa, Chordata, Mammalia, Chiroptera, Miniopteridae. The record is from RefSeq and is a predicted model, not a curated record.
CGGUUCCGGUGUGACGUUACUAGUUCCCGGUGUUUCGUUGUGGUUGGUGGGCACUAACUGAGCCAACAUGCUGCGAAAUCUGCUGGCUCUUCGUCAGAUUGCGCAGAGGACCAUAAGUACUGCUUCACGCAGGCAGUUUGAAAAUAAAGUUCCAGAGAAACAAAAGCUGUUUCAGGAGGACAAUGGAAUUCCAGUGCAUCUAAAGGGUGGGGUAGCUGAUGCCCUCCUGUAUAGAGCUACCAUGAUUCUUACAGUUGGUGGAACAGCAUAUGCCAUAUAUCAGCUGGCUAUGGCUUCACUUCCCAAGAAGCAGGGUUGACUUCAGUUAUCCUCCCAACAAUCAGUUGGUUCAGUUCAUUCAGAUCUCUAUGGACCAGUAAGCUGAUAAAUAACAGUUCUUCUUUGGGGAUCAAUAUUUAUUGACUUGUACUAACUGCCACCAAUAAAGCAGUCUUUACCAUGUUUUGUCUUAUUUUAUCAAACUGUAGUAUACAUAUACCAAUAAUUUUCAGCUUUUGGUCAGUCUUACAAAUUUUAGGUAAGGAGCAAAAAAUUAUUCUUUCAUUAAGGUGGUAUAAAGUACCAUUGUGAUUUUUUUUUAAGUGAAAUUUUAUUUUUAGCAGCUCAAAAUUACACAGUGGCUUGUCUUCAGCUUUAAUUGAGCUUGACACUUGUAAGUCCCACCCUCAAUGCAUUACAUACUGGGAUAUGCUAAAACCUGAGGUUAGAGGAAGCAGACUGUUUUUGGCUCAUGGGGUUCAAGUUUCUUAUUUCCUCUUUCUUAGCUAUGUGAGCAUAUACUUAAAUAUUGGAUGUAAUCUACAGUUUAGAAUUAGGUUUUAGUAGAGUAGCUGUAAACUAAUUCAGUAUUAUAUUUUUUCACACUCAGAAUGGGUUUCUGCUGUGUUUCUUUAAUCCAUAACAUAAAGUGUAAUUUUCCUUACUUAAUUCAUUUCUAAAAGUUAUCUUCUCGGGGAACCUAAAGGAGUUAGACUCUGUCAUGAUGCAAGGUGUACAUUUGUAACACUAUAUAAAGAUUAGAGUCUAGAUGCAUCACAUCUAGGGGAAAUCUGUAAGUGAGGGUUUUAUAAUAAACUGCAAUGUCUGGAUAAAAUUGAUAAAAGUUGUAUAUUUAGAGAAAUUGAGUCAAAUCUGAAAUAGCUAAACUAAGCCUUAUUCUUAUUAAAACAUUGAGGCUUAGGGUACAGAUCUAUUUCAAAAGGUACCUAAGGAAAGGUUUUUCAGCUUUGAAUUUUCAAGGUUGGGAAAGGUUCUUGGUAGCCAUAUUAUAAAACUGGCCACUGAGUAUAUGAAUCUAUUGAACUCUGACGGUCUUACUUCUGACAUCAGCAGAGAACACUGCUUUUGAAGGGAGUGGAAUAAAUAUCAUUAGACAUUUCUAGAUGCUGAGAAAGUUCUUAAGAUGGUUUGGAAUCUAGUUCAAUUCAGUGAUUCAGAGCUAAAAACCAUUGAUAAUAUUUUAAAACAAGUUAUAUUUAUCGGCAUCUUAUAAGGAAUUUUAUAAACAUGAUUGAAUUGUUUUUAUGACGUGAGAGAUACUGUUGUAAAGUAGAAAGGAAAAACAGUUUGAUAUCCUCUACACACUUCAUGUCUUGAUAUUAUGAGAGACCCUUUACUAUUUCUGGUGUAAACUAAGGCAAUUUAUAAAACUUUUAUACCAAAAUGUUGUUUGGGCUAUGUUAACAUGGCAACCUUGGAUAAAGUACAAGUAGAUUAAAUGCCUAAGAUGCUUAAAAA